Molecule: messenger RNA, 630 nt
Organism: Porites lobata
Lineage: Eukaryota; Metazoa; Cnidaria; Anthozoa; Scleractinia; Poritidae
Source: the annotation of a GenBank genome assembly
AUGGGUUCCUGGAUCUCGAAUCAGGGAGGAAUGUCUGAAGAAGAACGUAAAAGGAGACAGAACUUGGAAGAACUACUUCAUAAAAUGAAAUAUAGCUUGAACGUGACAGCCUCUACUCACUAUCUAGCAGCGGCCCAUUACAGACAAGUUGAUACCUACCUUCAGUACGCGUCUUACAUUACAGGAGUGUUAGGGACAUCAGGAAGUGUUGGUUCGAGACUGGCGUGGAAUGUUCUUGCCACGAAGAGUCCUCGUCUCUCAGCCAUAUUUAUAGCUUCCGCCUCCGUAACGGCGCUUUUAUUCACAGUCGCUGUAAAUGUCCGCCAGUUUCCUAUUCCAAACUUGCCCAGUACGUUACAACAGUUAAACUUCAAAGCGGGGGUGGAAUGUCAAUACCUUGAAAGAAAAGUCCAGCUUUUUGCUGAAAGUGACGUUUGGAAUUCGUCUAUCGCCUGGGACACUCUUGCAUCAAGGUAUGAAAAUUUGCUGAAGGAAAAGAAGGAGAUUAAUAGCAGAAUACAAACGGAGGAGUGGGCUCACCGUAAGGCCUUGGAAAAGCGUAAGAAGCGCAAAAAAGAGAUGAGGCAGGAAAAAAAAGAACUCCAAGAUGAAAUGUUGACAGGACCAUAA